CUGAAAGUUGCCUAGCUUACACGAUGUUGUUGACAUUUGCCACACUCAUGAUCGCAAUACAAUGUGGAUUGUGUGACAAGGUGUCACCAAAACCAGGUCUGAAAUUAUUCAGAGAGGAUUACAAAAGCGUUGAAGAAACUUGUCUGGCUGUUGGAUUUGUCAAAAACAACUGUAGAAAUGAUUCUAAGACAAAUCCGUAUCACCAGGUUGUUGCUUUCGAGGUUCGAUUAAGAGAUCAUCAAAGAAAUCUUGCCGAAAAUGCGCGGGUUGUGUUCGAAACAGUUGAUCUGAACAAAGGAUUUGGAUACGACUCCUCUACCGGAAUCUUCACAACCCCUAGCGGCGGAAUCUAUGUGCUUGACUGGACAACUGUUACAUUCCCAAUUCAAGCUGCCUACACUUCACUUGUCGUGAAUGACCAGUUCAAGUCAUGGAACUAUUGUCGUGACGUGAAUUCUAAAACAUACCUUCUUUGUAACAAAAUGACAGUUGUGAAGCUAAAGAAAGGAGAUAAAUUUUGGAUUGGAGUUUUUCGUCGGCCAACUAAUUUGCAUAAUCAGUAUACGUCAUUUUCUGGUUAUAAACUGUAA
Messenger RNA from Magallana angulata, 590 nucleotides. RefSeq lists its product as uncharacterized. Gene Ontology annotation, molecular function: protein binding. The transcript has 3 exons. Lineage: Eukaryota; Metazoa; Mollusca; Bivalvia; Ostreida; Ostreidae. The coding region runs from base 24 to 590 and encodes 188 amino acids. The record is from RefSeq and is a predicted model, not a curated record.